GUGCAUAAAAGAUAUAGAAGUACGAUUUGGACAGGAUUACGUAUGCGUAGCUAUGCCAGGCUGUACAGACCUUAUAACCAUCUAAAUCGUACCAGUGGUGUUCCUCUCUUGAAUUGGUGCUGUAUCAAAAUCUCGCGAAUUUUGUCUUCUGUCAGUGACGCGUCUAAUCACAUGACACCUGAAAGGGCCGACAGGAAGAUGGCGGGCAGCGCAAGAGUAGGAUGGGCGGGGAACUUGACAAGGAGGUGGUGAGGAGCGCAGGUAGUCAUGGAACACAUAUCUACUCCGAAGGUGGAGAAUGUAAAGUUAUUUGAUCGCUACACAAAUAAGAGACCUGCCGUUGGGACUUUGUAUUUAACAGCAACUCACCUCAUCUAUGUGGAGUCUGGAGUUGGAGCCCGUAAGGAAACAUGGAUCCCACAUCAUCACAUUUCCUUAGUGGAGAAGCUGGCACUUAACACCACUGGCUGUCCACUUGUAAUUCGCUGCAAGAACUUUCGAGCAGCACAUUUUGUCAUCCAGCGAGAAAGAGACUGCCACAAAGUGUACACGUCGUUGCUUAAGCUUUCCCAACCAGCAAAAUAUGAAGACUUGUAUGCAUUUUCAUACAAUCCUAGCCACGACAAAGAUGAGCGGGCUGUGGGAUGGAAACAGGUUGACCUGGAGGUGGAGUUCCUUCGCAUGGGCAUCCCUAAUGAGUUCUGGAAGCUGACUGAUCUCAAUAAGGAUUAUAAGGUUUGCAGCACCUAUCCAACCUGUCUUGUUGUACCAAAGGAAGCUAAUGAAGCUACAAUUCUUGGGAGCGCAAAGUUCAGAAGCAGAGGGCGGUUUCCUGUGCUGUCGUAUUAUUUCAAAGAUAACAAUGCUGUGAUUUGUAGGUGUAGCCAACCUUUGUCCGGCUUUAGUGCUCGCUGCGAGGAUGAUGAGAAAAUGCUUGAGACAAUUGGCAAGGCUAACCCAGGAAGCCCCUUCAUGUAUGUUGUAGACACGAGACCUAAGUUGAAUGCAAUGGCUAACAGAGCUGCAGGUAAAGGCUAUGAGAAUGAAGACAAUUACCCUAACAUUCGUUUUAAGUUUAUUGGGAUUGAAAACAUUCAUGUUAUGCGUAACAGCCUUCAAAAACUUUUAGAAGUGUGUGAAAUGAAAAGUCCGUCCAUGAGCAAUUUCCUGACUGUCCUUGAGAACUCUGGGUGGUUACGGCAUAUUAAAGCUGUGAUGGACGCCGGCGUUUUCCUGGCAAAGGUAGUGCAAGAUGAGAAUGCAAGUGUGUUGGUUCACUGUUCUGAUGGUUGGGACCGAACAGCUCAGGUGUGCUCUCUAGCCAGCAUUCUGUUGGAUCCUUUCUACAGGACUAUCAAAGGAUUUAUGUUUCUUAUAGAAAAGGAGUGGAUAUCUUUGGGACACAAAUUUACUCAAAGAUGUGGCCACUUAGACGUGGAUCCAAAAGAGGUUUCACCUGUAUUUACACAGUUUGUUGAGUGCGUGUGGCACCUCACGGAGCAGUUCCCCUGUGCCUUUGAGUUCAGCGAGAGGUUCCUACUGGAGAUCCAUGACCAUAUUUUCUCCUGUCAGUUUGGCAACUUUAUUGGAAAUUCCCAGAAGGAACGCGAAGAACUAAAGAUCUUUGAAAGAACUCAUUCUUUGUGGCAAUUCCUCUUGCAAAGGAAACAAGAGUUUGUGAACCCCUUAUAUACACACUUGGCCUACAAAACACUUCGGCCAAUCACCCUGCCUUUCACCUUCAAGUUCUGGUGUGGAAUGUAUAACCGCUUUGACAAAGGGAUGCACCCCAGGCAAUGCGUUUUGGAUUACCUGCUGGAAUGUAUGAACAAGAAAGCAGCACUGGAGAAAAGUGAGAUUGAGGCAGAAAAUAAACUUGCUGCACAGGACUUCCCUGAGAAGAAAGGACCCAGUGUAUUAUCAGUGCACUUACAGACUGUACCUACAACUGAAGUAAUGGCAAAUAAAGACAUUCCAGAGCUUUCUAAAGAAGAGACUAAGUGUCAGCUGUCAAAUGGAUCCAUGACAGAUAGUGACCAUAAUUUAAUUGAGACAUUGGAAAACAAUCAGUCAGUAUCCAAUGGUCAUAAUGUUACUGGAGAAGUGGAAAAUAAUCUGUCAGUAGCCAAUGGUCAUAAUGUUACUGGAGAAGUGGAAAAUAAUCUGUCAGUAGCCAAUGGUCAUAAUGUUACUGGAGAAGAGGACAGGACUUCCUCUACCUGUAACCUUUUACCUUCAACUGGGAAAUUAGAUACUGGUAAUAUCAUUACUCAGUCUGGAUCGCCGCAAGAGAUUUAAGUAUCUCUACCAUCUGUCCCUACCGUCGGGUAUAUCAUAUCUAAAAUCCCACAUGACCAACAAGAUGCAUGUGUACAUCUUAGCAUAUCAUGUAGCUAAGAGUUGAAGAGGCCUAGCAUGACUGAACUGCCACAGUGUAUUUUCAUUUGGUGAGGUAUCUUAUCUGGACGAAGAUCUGCUCCCCAUAUCAUAUUGUUCCAGGAUAAACUGUAAGAAAUGGGGAAAACAGCAGAGUUCAGUGUUUGCCAUUUGGCAUUAAAAUGAUUAAGGUGGAGGAUUUCAAGAAGACAGCAGAUGCUCCUAGGGGUGUGGGGAUAUUAAAUGCCUUUUAUUACAAACAAAAUGUGCCUGUAAUAGGUUUAUACAAUACUGCGCUAACAUUUCAUGCCAUGUUAAGGGUUAACUUACAUGCUUUAUGUUGCCUGACUCCAAGGCCACACUGCAUCCUUUGACUACUUUUAUUGUUGAUAUGGAUGCCAGUGGGAUUUUUGCCACACAAUUAAAGCCACUGGUACAGAAAGGAUUUUUUGGAGAAUAAAGUGAGGAUGUUACAGUUCUCCUGGAUAUCUGGUGCUGAAGAACUUUUUUUUCUUUACCCUUUUGCAGUAUUCUCUCUGUAAUAUGAAUUAAGGGUACAUUGCCAUGUACAUUUAAAGCUGUUCACUGUGCUCUAUUGGACUUUAUUGAACCACCAUUCACUGCAUGAAGAAACUAUGGCUGUUUAGGCAGUUUAGAAAUAUGUCUUUGUUCUCAUGGGUCUGGCAACCAAGUUUUACUAAGUUCAGCUGCUGUGUACUUGGUCUGUGGCUUUUGAUCACCACAAGAUAUGGUUGGCAUAGCAAGACGUAUUGGAAAAUCAUGGCUCAGCUCAUUCAAAAAGUAGGAACAAGGAAAGUUUGUGGUAGGGUUUCAGUUGAGGAAUUUGAGUGCCAGAGUCAGUAUCUGUUGUUUAUAUUAAAUGUGCACUUAACAAACUGGAAUUCAGUGGCCUUCUGUUGCUGGAGCGUGGGCACUGAAAUUCAAGACCAGGUUGGCUUGAAGUGUCAGUGCUCCUGCUUAACACUCACCACUAGGGAGCCUGGACACCAGGUGUGAUGCCACCAAUCCAGCUGUGCCACAGCCCAGUUGAUAUGGUUGAUAAGGGGGCAGGGAAACCUGGGGACACUACUGGUAAAAAAGAAAAAAAGGCAUUGGUCUGUUUAUCCCUUUUUAUUAAAAUUCUGCAGGGAAAAAAUGAUUUCAAUAGGGUUAUAAUAGUAAUUUAGUAAUAGUGUUAUAUCUAUAAGUGCCUAUAGUUAAAUGUGUGACAGCAUACUUUAAGGCUAAUGUGCAAGAUGUUAUGCCCGGGGCCUGUCUAUCCCCAGUGCCAUGCAGCUGCAGAACAGGCAAUACAUGUGCCAGCCUGGACUGUGGUAUGUAAUGUAAGGAACAAAGAAAGAAUUCUUAGUUCCCAUACAUAAAUGAUGCCUGGUAGCUUUUGUAUUAGGCCUGGCUGACAUUAAGCACUUCAAUUAACACUUGCAAUUGCAGAUUUCAUAAAAAAAACAGUCUGUAUACUUACAGUUGUAGUUGUCAUAUUAGUCUCGAAUAGCUGGCCAAUGCUCACUAUAGGAAGUAAAUCUUGUAACUUAACACCUAAGGGCUAUGUUACAAGGGGUGCUUUCUACACCUGUGUGAUUCAAGCAGCAGGGUAGAACCUGAGACAACCCAGGGCACCUACCACAGACUUCAAUGGGAAAUUCUUGACAUUGCCCGUGAACCUAUGGUUCUUAGCCUGGAAGCAGUAUAAUCUUGUCCAAAUAAGAACUGCAUGUACCAUGCAAUUUCCGUUGGUCAGUGGGAGUUGUCAGAUUUGCCACGAGCCUAAACACUAUAUUAAAUUUCUGUAUAGCUCAACAGAGAAUUCUGUUGCUUGUAAGUAAUUGAACUGCACAUGAAAUUCAGAAGGAGGAUCUAGUAGUGACCACUGAAAUCACUUGUGUAAACAAUGCUGUUUUUUUGCAUAGCAAUACUGGUUGCUUAAUUGUCCUGCCUUGUCACCCAUGCCAUGACUUUGUUUUUUUUAUUUCCGUUGACCUUCCUUUUUAUGCUAUGGCUGAUCAAGUUGUAGUCACUGUUAAUGGCAUACAUAUGUUUAGUGCAAAUGCUAUAGUAGGUCUCUCUGUAUUUUUAAACAACUGUGCUAAAGGCUUAUACCAGGAUUAUGAAUUUGCCCUUAUAGCGCCACUUUUUAUUCAUUUCAAGAACCUCCUGGAUGCCAUGCUGCUGAUUCUCUUAGCUCAAUGCAAGCUCUUCAUUUGGUCAAGAUAUUGAGAUUAACAAAUGUUUGUCUUUUUUUUAGUAUAUUUCAUUAUAAGAAAGGACAAUUGAAACUGCUUUUAGUAGUAGUAACCAAUAUUGCCAAAAUGUUUUGCGGUUUUCUACAGCUUAAGUAGCCCUUUAAAAUGACAUUGCUAUUAAGAGACUGUUUUUUUUUUUUAUCGGUUUUAAUUACAGUUGCACCCAGGAAGCUGUAGGUCAAAUUUAUCUGGUUGCUAGGAAUCUACUUACCCUAGAAACCAGACAGAUGUUUGAAUGACAGACAAGAAAGAAAGUGGGGAUUAUUUAUAAACACGGGGCAAAUAUGCUACUGGGCAAUAAUACUUAGUAACUAAUCAACAAUAAGCAUUUUUUCAGCCAGCUGCAAGUAGAACAGUGGAAGCAAACAUCUGACUGUGUGCCAUGGGUUACUGCUCAGGGGCAAAUUUGCCCAGUUCAUAUAUAAACCUCAGUGGCUAGGAGUGGGUCUAAAAUGGCAAAUAAAACACACACAGAAGUGUAAAACUGCACAUCAUACAAAUGCUUUAUUCUAAGAUUCCCAGUUGAUACAGGGCUUAUUUUUGCUUUUCUAUUUAAAAAAAAAAAAAAAAAAAAAAAAAAAGUUCUGUUGAUUUUUUUACACAGAUCCAGACUGGGAUUCAAAUUAGACCCUGGCAUUUCAGGUACCCAGAGGGCCCAAACAGCCCCCCACCAGCCCAGUAAAUAGACAUAUGGCGCCUUACAGAGUCCAGGACAGCUAGUAUAUAUGAUAGAUAUAAAUGUUCUAGGUGAGAUUAUUGCUUUGCUGUACUUUGCACAGAUUUUAUAGGUUUUAUGACAGAUUAUAUGUAACUUUCUUGUGUUGUCCAAUUUUUCUUUUUCUUGGUUCAGAAUGAUAAUGAAUCCAAUCAAUAAAAUGACUGUUACGUGAGAAUGAAAGGGCUGGGGUUGUGCACUGAUGGGUGGGAAGUGUCCCUAAGGGUUGUUGUCUGAUAUUAAAAUAUAUGCAGUAUGUACAUAUCCACAUUAUAAUUAAUAAUAUUGUUAGCAAUAACUGAAUUCACAGUAGAAACCAAUCAUGUGUCCCUCUGAACUCCAGCUUUAGAUGCAACCACCAUGCCCACCUGGUAUCUGGGCCAGGAAAUGAAUGCCCUCUCUCCUCUGCUGCCAUCUCUGUGCUGAUAUUGAAUGGCGCACAGAAGAGAGAAACACUUAUCUACAGUAACUUUCUCUCUCAUGCUAAAAAGCAGACAUUGUUACAUGUUACAGUUAAUGGCUAUCAUCGUACAUAUUAGGGAUGCGCCAAAUCCCGGAUUCGGUUCAGGAUUCAGGCCGAAUCCAGCCUUUUUUUGAUGGAUUCGGUUUUGGCCGAAUCCAACGUCCAUGUUGAACUGAAUCUGAAUCCUAAUUAGCAAAAUUAGCAUAUGCUAAUUAGCACUCAGAAAGGGUUAAAUUUUAGGGGGGGGGUUAAUGCUAAUUCGGAUUUGGCAGAAUCCAUCAGGGUGGGUUCGGGGUUUCGAUGCAUCCCUAGUACAUAUAAGCAUAUGUGACCUCAAAUGUGUGCCAGGCAGCAAUUUUUGGGUGACCAUGUGUGCCAUAAGGAUGUUGGUUCCCAUUGUCAGGAUCUGAAAAUAAGUCCUGGUGUAUUUGUGCCACAUUGUGAGAAAAAAAAACAGAAUCUCCCAAAAACUUGCUGUUUACCCUUUUUUCCCCGCUUAUGUUUACUGAUGUGUUAACUGUGAGGGGUGUGUAUAUAUGAAUGGCAGCAAGUGUCUCCUGUGUGCAUGGGUACUGUGGCACUGUAGCACUAUGUGUGUCUGUUUCUUUAGCAGGGGAGGCAAAUGAAGUUACACAUACUGCUGUACAGUGCACUGCUCUAUACCUGUAUACAAAUACAAUGUGACCAUCCUCUUAUUAAAUGUUGCAGUUGUCUUUCUAAAGGAAAUAAACCACUUUUCUAAAGGUU
This is a messenger RNA of Xenopus tropicalis (tropical clawed frog), 6562 nucleotides long. It is a transcript of the gene mtmr8, whose product is annotated as myotubularin related protein 8. The coding region runs from base 268 to 2298 and encodes 676 amino acids. Gene Ontology annotation, biological process: MAPK cascade. The transcript is spliced from 14 exons. The record is from RefSeq and is a predicted model, not a curated record. Gene Ontology annotation, molecular function: MAP kinase kinase activity; protein tyrosine phosphatase activity. Lineage: Eukaryota; Metazoa; Chordata; Amphibia; Anura; Pipidae.